Messenger RNA from Didymella exigua CBS 183.55, 762 nucleotides. RefSeq lists its product as uncharacterized. The record is from RefSeq and is a predicted model, not a curated record. The transcript has 2 exons. The coding region runs from base 1 to 762 and encodes 253 amino acids. NCBI's taxonomy places the organism in Eukaryota, Fungi, Ascomycota, Dothideomycetes, Pleosporales, Didymellaceae.
AUGCCGUCUCCACCACGGGGUUAUACCACGUUUCCGAGCGACGCCGACCUCUUUUACAUGUGCACCUCGUCCACUUCUGCUGAAGAUCUUGGCAUCAACUACGUACAUAAAUCACAAUCCUCUCUGCGAGUCGGUGUCAUUAUUCUCGGCCGGGACCAGAUUCAACUUACCGAUCUGUCUGCGGUUGAUCUCCUGUCAACGUUGUGCAGAAGCAGAAUCGGCAGGCUAAAUGCGUCAGCGAGUACGCUAGAGGAAGCUGUUGAUGAAGUGGACAUCCGGUAUGUCAGCGUGACCGGAGAAGGAUCGUUUCCAGUCACCUCUGGCGCUCGAAUGCCAGUGACGAACUCGUUCGCGAACGCACCACAGUUCGAUGUCCUGAUCAUCCCCGGAUCUUUCACCACAAAAGAACUGCCACCAGCAGCAACUACCUUCCUCGCUGCGCAAUGCUCAAGUCCUGGUUUCCGUGCUAUUUUCAGCAUCUCAUCCGGUAUCUUGCAUCUCAUUCAGACUGGUCUACUCUGGAGACGACGGGCUUCCGCGCCACGCUGCCUGAUUCCGGCUCUGCAGCAGCGCUAUCCGGAGACUCUCUGGCAGACAAAGGCCUGGAACCGACACGAGAAGAUCUGGACGAGUUCGACUGCUGUUUCCGCUCUCGACAUGAUAGCCUCUUGGAUGCGCGAGUUUUUCUGGGACCGACAUGAAGCGGUCGAGUGUGCUUUGGCUGCUGCUGGAAUUGGGUCGCUGGACGACUUCGAGUAUUGA